Messenger RNA from Syngnathus typhle (broad-nosed pipefish), 1233 nucleotides. It is a transcript of the gene ctso, whose product is annotated as cathepsin O. The record is from RefSeq and is a predicted model, not a curated record. Gene Ontology annotation, molecular function: cysteine-type endopeptidase activity. Lineage: Eukaryota; Metazoa; Chordata; Actinopteri; Syngnathiformes; Syngnathidae. The coding region runs from base 97 to 1173 and encodes 358 amino acids. The transcript has 8 exons. Gene Ontology annotation, cellular component: lysosome.
GUCCACUCAUCACCAAGUUUACUUUUCUCGAUAUUCCCACUUCCGCGUUUGUUCAAAGUUUGAUGCUAUCUUCACGCGAACAUUUCUGGAACUAAAAUGAAUCUGUGCUACAUGCAUACUGUUGCCAUGGCGACAGUUGUCGCCGUCGUCGCCCCGCUGUGUUGCAAAAACGCGAGUUCUGACGAAGAUUUGAAGAAUCUGACGGGUGAUUUUACUCCAUUUGGAUGUUGCAGCCACCUCAUGUACGAAAGUAAAGGGGAGUUUGAGAGCUACAAUCGCUGUUUUCAGGAUUCUACGGAGCGUCAUGCGUACCUCAACUCAUUUUCUACACAACCUCAGUCCGCUAAGUACGGAAUCAAUCACUUCUCCUCCCUCUCACCUGAGGAAUUUCGUGAUUUGUACUUGGGAUCAAUCUCUGAGCGAGCUCCACCAUUCCUUGGAGCCAAGACAAAAGAGCUGCCGGCCAAAUUUGACUGGAGGGACCGAGCGGUGGUGGCGCCGGUCCAGAACCAGCAAGCGUGUGGUAGCUGCUGGGCAUUUAGCGUGGUGGGCGCCAUGCAAUCGGCCAACGCCAUCGCAGGAGCGCCACUCCAGGAGCUCAGCGUGCAGCAAGUUGUCGACUGCUGCUUGCAAAAUGGAGGCUGCAAAGGGGGCUCCCCAACCAAAGCUCUCCUCUGGUUACAGACGACAAGAGUGAGCCUGGUGCCACAAUCUGAGUACCCCUACAAGGCCAAGAAUGGAAUGUGUCACUUCUUCUCCUGUCGUAAAAGGGGCGUCACCUUGAAGAACUUCACUUCUUAUGACUUCAGUGGUCAAGAGGAGGCAAUGAAGGCAGAGCUGGUAGAGAAAGGUCCUCUGUCUGCCGUUGUGGACGCGGUCAGCUGGCAGGACUACUUGGGAGGAAUCAUCCAGCACCACUGCUCCAGUCGCUGGCCCAACCAUGCUGUGUUGGUGGUGGGCUAUGACGCCACAGGGGAAAUUCCCUUCUGGAUAGUGCAAAACUCAUGGGGUACUGAGUGGGGAAAGGAGGGUUAUGCUUAUGUCAAAAUUGGCGGCAACCUUUGCGGGUGUCUGUUGCCCGUGCCAUCCACCCCCAUGGCAUCGACAUUAAUAUUCUCUUUGCCUCAUGUGUUGCCAGGCAUCGCAGAUUCUGUGGCGGCUGUGUUGGUUUGAUGUGAUGCAAAUAAAUCACUUUACAUGAGCGUCAAUGCUGGGUUUUAUUUAGGCAUGCAC